This is a messenger RNA of Vicia villosa (hairy vetch), 660 nucleotides long. RefSeq lists its product as uncharacterized. The transcript has a single exon. The coding region runs from base 1 to 660 and encodes 219 amino acids. NCBI's taxonomy places the organism in Eukaryota, Viridiplantae, Streptophyta, Magnoliopsida, Fabales, Fabaceae. The record is from RefSeq and is a predicted model, not a curated record.
AUGAAGCGUGGAGCUGUUGCUGCGAACUACUGCCCUAGGCAGAGCUACUCAUGGAUCAUUAAAGCCAUGUUUAAACAUAGGGAUUUGUUUAUGAAUUCUGUGGCUUGGAGUGAUUUUGUUAAAACAGGUACUUAUCAAACUAGGAACUUAUACCUAGAGAUAAGAGGAGAACGGGAAACGGUUCCUUGGAGGAAUUUGAUUAGAGGGAAUUUGGCUAGUCCAAGGGCUAUGUUUAUAUUGUGGAUGACAUGUCAAAGUAGACUGCAUACCAAAGAUAGGCUUGUCAAAUUUGGUACUUUGACUGAUGGGUUAUGUAUGUUUUGUGGAGAUGUUGAAACUUGUGACCACUUGUUCUUUGAUUGUAGGAAUACAAGUCCCUUUUGGAAUCAGGUUUUGACUUGGAGUCAGAAUACUCAUACUCCUCAAGCAUGGAAGGAUGAAAUACAGUGGAUAACUAAUCAUGCUAAGGGGAAAAGCAACAUAGCGAAGCUUCUUCGAAUUUGCAUUGCUGAAGUAAUAAACCAUGUGUGGAUUGUGAGAAACAAUAGAGUUUUCAACCCUACAAAAAUGGAGCAACUCAAGAUGCAGUGGGUUAUGGACCGGAUCAAGUAUAGGGCGCAGAUUGAUAGGAAACUUGGAGCAUAUGUUGAUAACUUGUAG